Moesziomyces antarcticus is the source of this 810-nucleotide messenger RNA. RefSeq names its product mitochondrial glyco protein. The record is from RefSeq and is a predicted model, not a curated record. Gene Ontology annotation, biological process: cytosolic ribosome assembly. Bases 1 to 810 code for a protein of 269 amino acids. Lineage: Eukaryota; Fungi; Basidiomycota; Ustilaginomycetes; Ustilaginales; Ustilaginaceae. The transcript has a single exon. Gene Ontology annotation, cellular component: mitochondrial matrix.
AUGAUCGCAUCUACGCUCACACGAUCUAUGCUGCGUGCAGCCUCGCGUGCACCGGUUGUGCGUGCUGCGGCUGUUCGACCUGCGCUUUCCGUUUCGCGCGUGGCCGUGGCGCCCGUGCGUGCGUUCAGCCUGACGCCUCUCGCUCGCGGUCAGGGCGAGUCCGACUCGGAGCUGAGCGCCAAGCUGGCCCAAGAGCUCGAGUACGAGCAGGAAAACUCGAACCUCUUCGUGGGUGACUCGCCGACCAACGAGCCCGGGUUCGUGACCGAGUUCAAGCAGGCGGGUGUGUGGAAGAUCAACGACCAGCCCGGAUUGGACGAGGUGACGCUGUCGCGCGAGUUUGGCAACGAGCACAUUUCGGUGGUCUUCAGUGUAGGCGACAUCGACACCUCUGAACAGCCCGCGAUGGAGGGCGAAGAGGCCGCACCCAUCGAGGUCGAGGACGACGAGGAGGGCCCGCAGUUCCCCGUGCGCAUCUCGGUCACCAUCACCAAACCCUCCGGCGGCGCCCUCAUGAUCGACGCAUUCGUCGUCGACGGAGAGGUCAACACCGACAACAUCGCGUUCUACAAGGACCAGAAACUCGCCACCACCAUCGAUGCCGAGGCCGACUUUGCAAGGAGGGGCACCUACCUAGGCCCCCAGUUCGACACGCUCGACGAGAAUCUCCAGAGCCAGUUCGAGACGUUCCUCGGCGAGAGGGGCAUCGACGCAAACCUGGCGCUCUUCAUCCCCAACUACGCAGAGUACAAGGAACAGCGCGAGUACUGCGAUUGGCUCUCGCACGUGCGCAACUUUGUCGAGGCUUGA